This is a messenger RNA of Misgurnus anguillicaudatus (oriental weatherfish), 1944 nucleotides long. Lineage: Eukaryota; Metazoa; Chordata; Actinopteri; Cypriniformes; Cobitidae. The record is from RefSeq and is a predicted model, not a curated record.
AUGCAACACUACGGCGUGAACGGAUACUCCCUUCAUGCCAUGAACUCACUUAGCGCCAUGUACAACUUGCAUCAACAGGCAGCGCAACAAGCGCAGCACGCACCUGAUUAUCGGCCGUCAGUGCACGCGCUAACGCUCGCGGAGAGACUGGCUGAUAUCAUACUCGAGGCUCGUUAUGGCUCUCAACAUCGCAAACAGCGACGCAGCCGCACAGCGUUUACUGCCCAACAGCUGGAGGCUUUAGAGAAGACUUUCCAAAAAACUCACUAUCCUGAUGUUGUGAUGCGGGAGCGCUUGGCCAUGUGCACUAAUUUACCCGAGGCACGUGUGCAGGUGUGGUUCAAGAACCGGCGUGCAAAGUUUCGUAAGAAGCAGCGAAGCCUUCAAAAAGAACAACUGCAGAAGCAAAAAGAUGCAUCAACAGAUGGGACCCUGGCGACAAGUGAUAAGGAAGAUCCACCAUCCACCGGAAAUCUUGAGAACCAGCCACCUUCAUCAUCAUCCUCUUCCUCCUCUAUGGAAGCAGAAGCAGCUCCCCAUGCGCUGGGAUCAGAGCUUAGUGUUGAGCUAAAUGUUACAUCGGCAGAGCAGUCAGGCUGCGAGUCAGCCACGGAAGACAAUGCAACAGACAAGGAGGAAGAGGUAAAGCAGCACAGAGAAGAUCUGAAGGUUGAGAAAGAACCAACAACUGGACACCUCUCCCCUCUCUGCAAGCGUCUCAGCCCCAAACCAGAUUCUCCUCUUGGUUCCCCUGCCAUCACAUCUUCCGGUGGUGUCACCAAUGGGAGCCACUCCUAUUCCUCGUCUCCGCUCAGCCUCUUCAGGCUGCAAGAGCAGUUUCGCCAGCACAUGGCCGCCACCAACAACCUGGUUCACUAUCCCUCUUUUGAAAUGGCAACGCCCUCGUCCAUACCAUAUCUGGGCAUGAACGUCAACAUGCCACCUCCGCUGGGCUCGCUUCCCUGCCAGUCUUAUUAUCAAUCGUUAUCUCACCAUGCGCAACAAGUUUGGAACAGCCCCCUGCUGCAGGCCUCCGGAGGCCUUCCUAGCCACAACAGCAAGACCACCAGCAUUGAGAAUCUACGCCUGCGGGCGAAGCAGCACGCAGCAUCCCUCGGCCUGGACACGCUGCCCAACUAAAAAGACGACUGAAAACUAGCUGAGCAUCUGUCACUUCGAACGUAUCCAUCUGGACAGUUCCCUAAAAUGUACAGAAAACUUUUUGAGAGAUGUAAAGAAACCAUCAUGCAAAACUGUGUGAAGCCUGAAAUAUUCUCCUGUCUACAAUAUGUGCUAUCUUGAUCUUGUUUCGGGAUAUAAUAUAUCAAAAUUUAAUCUCUGACUCAUUUGCAACAAUAAGUGGUAUUGUAUAAGUUAGGCAGUAAUAUGCUAAUAAUAACCUCCCAAUCUUGCAAAACUCUUGGCACAGCAAUAUAUUGAAAGUUUUACGGUUUAGUUUUAAAACCGUCAGGCCCCGAUUUCAUGUUAUUUAUGUUUUGGAUGAGCACAGAUGUUUGAUAUACAAGCACUUUUUGAAGACGAUCUCAAACGGUUGCAUGCAUUGUACACCAGACUCUGAAGAGAACCUAAUUUAAUUAUAGUGGCUUUCAAAUUAAACAUCACACAAAUUCCCUUGUAAAUUUAAAUCUUGCACAACUACAUAGAUUAAUUAAACCUAACCCGUUUAUUGGUCAGGAUUAAACCAUGGAAAAUUGAGGAUGGUUAGUUAAUGAGGAAAGGAUUUCAUUGACGACAUAUGCAAAGCUUUUAAUUACAUGUAGCCUUGGGCAAAAGGAAGAAAUGCAAUUAUAGACCACGUAUAUCAUUUGAGAUUGCUAUAUAAAUGCUGUGAGGGAAAACACACUCUCAACCUCAAGAAACUUGUGCUUAUGUUGCAACUGAAAACAACGGUGAACAGUGCUUGAAUUGUAAGAAACUUCUUUG